Peromyscus leucopus (white-footed mouse) is the source of this 2703-nucleotide messenger RNA. It is a transcript of the gene Recql, whose product is annotated as RecQ like helicase. NCBI's taxonomy places the organism in Eukaryota, Metazoa, Chordata, Mammalia, Rodentia, Cricetidae. Gene Ontology annotation, biological process: double-strand break repair via homologous recombination. The record is from RefSeq and is a predicted model, not a curated record. Gene Ontology annotation, cellular component: cytoplasm; chromosome. Gene Ontology annotation, molecular function: four-way junction helicase activity; nucleic acid binding; 3'-5' DNA helicase activity. The transcript is spliced from 15 exons. The coding region runs from base 115 to 2121 and encodes 668 amino acids.
UGGAGGGGGCCGAUCCGGAAGGGUGCGUGCUGAGGGCCGGUGGCGGGAAGGGUUUUUUUUUCCACCUCGGAGCGGCUGACAGAAGGACACUCGGAUCUUCAGCUCAGCUUUAGAAUGGCUUCUGUCUCAGCUCUAACAGAGGAACUGGAAUCUGUAACCAAUGAGCUCCAUGCAAUUGACAUCCAGAUUCAAGAACUUACAGAGAGGCAGCAAGAGCUCCUUCAGAAAAAGUCAGUCCUGACAAAGAAGAUCAAGCAGUGCUUAGAGGGCUCUGACGCCGAAGCGGCAAAUAGUGACUGUGACUCCUCACCAGCGGCAUGGAAUAAAGAAGAUUUCCUGUGGUCUGGAAAGGUUAAAAAUGUGCUGCAAAAUGUUUUUAAACUGCAGAAGUUCAGACCCCUGCAGCUGGAAACCGUCAAUGUCACCAUGGCUAGAAAGGACAUUUUUCUCGUCAUGCCCACAGGAGGUGGGAAGAGCUUGUGCUACCAGCUGCCAGCACUGUGCUCAGAUGGUUUUACACUUGUGAUUUGCCCACUCAUCUCUCUUAUGGAAGAUCAACUGAUGGUUUUAAAACAGUUGGGAAUUUCAGCUACUAUGUUGAAUGCUUCUAGCUCUAAGGAGCAUGUGAAAUGGGUUCAUGCUGAAAUGGUGAAUAAAAACUCCCAGUUAAAGCUGAUUUAUGUGACUCCAGAGAAAAUUGCAAAAAGCAAGAUGUUCAUGUCAAGGCUAGAGAAAGCCUAUGAAGCUGGGAGACUGACUCGAAUCGCAGUGGAUGAAGUGCAUUGUUGCAGUCAGUGGGGACAUGAUUUCAGGCCUGAUUAUAAGGCACUCGGCAUCUUGAAGCGCCAGUUUCCCGACACCUCGCUGAUUGGGCUGACUGCAACAGCAACUAAUCAUGUUUUGAAGGAUGCACAGAAAAUCCUGUGUGUGGAAAAGUGUUUGACUUUUACAGCAUCUUUCAACCGACCAAAUCUUUAUUAUGAGGUUCGGCAAAAGCCCUCGAACGCUGAAGACUUUAUUGAGGACAUUGUAAAGCUCAUUAAUGGACGGUACAAAGGACAAUCAGGAAUCAUAUACUGUUUUUCUCAGAAAGACUCUGAACAAGUUACCAUUAGUUUACAAAAACUGGGAAUUCAUGCAGGCAGUUACCAUGCCAAUAUGGAACCAGAAGACAAGACCAAGGUUCAUACACGGUGGUCAGCCAAUGAGCUUCAGGUGGUAGUGGCUACAGUCGCAUUUGGCAUGGGAAUUGACAAACCAGAUGUGAGGUUUGUCAUCCAUCAUUCAAUGAGCAAAUCCAUGGAGAAUUACUACCAAGAGAGUGGGCGCGCCGGUCGCGAUGACUCAAGAGCAGACUGUAUUCUGUAUUACGGCUUUGGAGACAUAUUCAGGAUCAGCUCGAUGGUGGUCAUGGAGAAUGUAGGACAGCAGAAGCUGUACGAGAUGGUGUCAUACUGCCAGAAUAUAAGCAAGUGCCGUCGUGUGUUGAUAGCACAGCAUUUCGAUGAAGUGUGGAAUGCAGACGCCUGUAACAAAAUGUGUGACAACUGCUGUAAAGACAUUUUGUUUGAGAAAAAGAAUGUAACAGAGCACUGCAGAGACCUGAUCAAGAUUCUGAAGCAGGCAGAGGCACUGAAUGAAAAACUCACUCCACUGAAGCUGAUUGAUGCUUGGACGGGAAAGGGAGCAGCCAAGUUGAGAGUGGCUGGCGUUGUCGCCCCGGCCCUUCCCCGAGAAGACCUGGAGAAAAUCAUCGCACAUGCCCUCCUGCAGCAGUAUCUCAAGUACACAGCUGUUUAUCUUCUGUGUCUUCAUGUUUCUUCCUUUGUGACUGGAGCAGAAGAAGACUACAGUUUCACAGCUUAUGCUACCAUCUCAUAUCUGAAAGUCGGACCCAGAGCUAGUCUUCUCAGCAACGAAGCCCAUGCUGUCACUAUGCAAAUGAAGAGGUCCACACAGAGCAGAGUCAGGGCUGCGUCAUCUGAAGCUUGUCAGUUGGAACAUGCAGAUGCGAAAGGGGAAGAAAAAAGUUCAGGUAACUUCCAGAAGUCUACAAACAGGCUUCAGCCAUCUGGCUCUAAGAACACAGGAGCUAAGAAAAGAAAACUUGAUGAUGCCUGAGUGUUACUUAAUCUUGCACAAAAUAACUGUUUACAUAUGUUUAUCAUUUUUAUAAUCAACUGUUUAAUUUUUGAAACAAUUUUGUAUUUUAUACAUAUAAAGCUAUAUUUUCAGAGCUUAUCUGAAGAUGUGAGAAUUCAGGACCAUUUGAAAAUUUGAGGUCAGGAAUUAUACAGUGUACAAUAAUGAAAAAUACAUCUUUUAUGCAAAGUUGUCUAAGUGUAAUAUAUCUGAGAUUAAGUCCACACAACUGUCAUAAACUCAUUUGCCUUGCUGACAUGGGCACACCCUUCCAAGCUGGUGCCAAUUUAAGCUGGGUAAUGUCGAUGAUUUCUCAUUAGAAAAGCUGCUGUUACAGUUCAGAUAAAAACAGUUAGUCAUCAGUACCAAGUGUAUCACCAAGAAGAUUCUGCACAUUCUGAGUAUAUCAAGACAGCAAGCCUCCUGAAACCCUGGCCUUAUUUUGAUGUUCAGGCAAAGAAAGGAUCUGGUACUUGAGUGUAUUUGUGUGAGUGUAUUUAUUUCAACUCUGUAUUUGGAAUCUUCAUUUGCUAAUCAGUCAUUAAACUGAGUUCAUCUUAA